AUGCUCAAUGCGGGCAAGGUCAUGCCGUUCCUGCUGUCCGACAUCGGCGAGGGCAUCGUGGAGGUGGUGGUCAAGGAGUGGUACGUGAAGGAGGGCGACACGGUCAGCCAGUUCGACAGCUUGUGCGAGGUGCAGAGCGACAAGGCGUCCGUCACCAUCACCAGCCGCUACGACGGUGUCAUCCGCAAGCUGCACUACAGUGUCGACGACAUGGCGGCCGUUGGCCGGCCGCUGGUCGACAUCGAGACGGAGCCGGGCUCUUCUGACUCGGAGGACGAGGUGCAGGAGCGCGAUGCCAUCGAGGUGGUGGGCGGCGAGCACUACACGCUGCCCAUUCCGGCUAAGGUGCUCACGACGCCCGCCGUGCGCCGCAUGGCCAUGGAGAACAGCGUCACGCUCAGUGAGGUGAAGGGCACUGGCAAGGACGGCCGCGUUCUGAAGGAGGACCUCAUCCGGUUCGUGGGGGAGCGCGGCAUGGGCAAGCCGCCGAAGGUGCAGGACUCGGGGGAGGCGAAGCCGCCGCAGCCGGCGGCGGUGAGGCGGGCUCCAGCCGACUCGGCGGUUCCGGCCGAUUCGGUGGCUCCGCUGUCCCUGCCAAAGACCGCUAACGUCAUGCUGGCCGAAGACAAGACGACUCCUGUGUCGGGCUUCACCAAGGCGAUGGUCAAAGCCAUGAAGCUGUCGAUGACCGUGCCGCACUUCGGCUACUGCGAUGAAAUAGAAAUGACGGCACUGGUGAAUCUGCGUCCGACGCUAAAGAAAAGCGCCGAAGCGUUCGGCAUCAAGUUCUCCUACAUGCCGUUCAAUAAGGCAUGCUCGAUGGCGCUGCUGCAUUUCCCCGUGCUCAACGGUCAUGGAUCCGCCGCGGAGAAGAUCACCUACAAGGCCAGCCACAACAUCGGCAUCGCUAUGGACACGCCGAACGGCCUAGUGGUGCCAAAUGUGAAGCAGGUGCAGCGGCUGACGCUGCUGGAAGUGGCGCAGGAGCUGAACCGGCUGCAGGCGCUAGGCGCACGCGGCCAGCUAAGCGCCGGCGACCUCGCCGGCGGCACGUUCUCCCUCUCCAACAUCGGCGCCAUCGGCGGCACCUACGCCAAGCCGGUGAUCGUGCCGCCCGAGGUGGCGAUCGGCGCGCUGGGUCGCAUCCAGAAGCUGCCGCGCUUCGCUGCGGACGGCUCCGUGGUGGCAGCGCACGUCAUGCAGGCCUCCUGGUCGGCCGACCACCGCGUUAUCGACGGCGCCACCAUGGCGCGCUUCUCCAACAUGAUGAAGGCCUUCCUGGAGCAGCCCACCACCAUGCUGAUGCAGAUGAAGUAGGCGCGAGGAGCCGGAUCGCGCCGGCGGCAAGGAGUGCUCAGUGACAAUGUCUUGACACUGUCCACUUGUCCGGGCGCCGUUCGCCGUAAACGGCCGGGACGGGGUUCUCGGGUUUCAUGAAAGCAGCCUGUGCGCGUGCCGAGUCGGCGGCGGGCCUGUGAAGCGGCGCCAGUGCUGGGAAUGACGGGUAUGGGACCUUUGCUCUGUUUACACUCAAGUACGCCACGCGAGACCCAGCGGUCGCGGGUCCGGGCUGGAGGUGCUCCAGACGUCGGACGGCUUCCAUCUGAAUUUA
Molecule: messenger RNA, 1612 nt
Organism: Pollicipes pollicipes
Lineage: Eukaryota; Metazoa; Arthropoda; Thecostraca; Pollicipedomorpha; Pollicipedidae
Product: lipoamide acyltransferase component of branched-chain alpha-keto acid dehydrogenase complex, mitochondrial-like
Cellular component (GO): cytoplasm; mitochondrion
Molecular function (GO): acetyltransferase activity; lipoic acid binding
Source: RefSeq, a predicted model, not a curated record